AGCGGUCUCGCGAGCGCAGUCACGAGGAGAGAUUCGGCGAGUGAGGGUCGCGCGCCUUUUUUUCCGUGCACACACACACACGCGCUCACACACACUCACUGAGUGAGAGAGAGAGAGCUCCGAAACAGUGACGAACUGUUCUUACAGCGCGAUCUGUUUUUAUUUCGGAAGGGCAACAGCGAGCGAGACGGUGGGGGAAAACGAGGGAUAUUCUCCGCAAGUUUUUUCUUUUGUGUUAUUUUUUUUUUUUUUAUUAAGAAGGAUUGUGUUUUUCGGGGUUUUGUGGCCGCAGAGAUGAUGGUCGGGGAGAUCGAAGUGAAGGAGAGACCGAGGCCGAGUCCUGACUAUCUGAUGCAGUUACUGAACGAAAAGAAGCUCAUGACCAGUCUGCCGAACCUGUGCGGCAUCUUCACACACCUCGAGAGACUGCUCGAUGAAGAGAUCAACAGAGUGCGGAAGGACAUGUACAACGACACAGUGAGCGGUUUGGUAGACAAACACCCUCUGGAGCUUCCCGAGGCUCACGGCCCCAUCGUCCAUCUGCAGGAGAAACUGUUCGUCCCCGUCAAAGAAUACCCUGAUUAUAAUUUCGUAGGCCGGAUUCUGGGGCCACGAGGUCUCACGGCGAAGCAGCUGGAGGCGGAAACAGGCUGCAAGAUCAUGGUCCGAGGAAAGAGCUCCAUGAGGGACAAAAAGAAGGAGGAGCAGAACCGAGGGAAGCCUAACUGGGAGCAUCUGAAUGAAGACCUGCACGUCCUCAUCACCGUGGAGGACACGCAGGCGCGAGCCGAGAUCAAGAUGAGGAGAGCCGUGGAGGAGGUGAAGAAGCUCCUGGUGCCGGCGGCGGAAGGAGAAGACAACCUGAAGAAGAUGCAGCUGAUGGAGUUGGCCAUCCUUAAUGGAACCUACAGAGACACCAAUAUUAAAGCCCCGAACCUUGCAUUCUCUCUUGCAGCGGCGGCCGCAGCGGCUCAGGGCCCUCGGCUGAUCGCCGCCCCCGCCGGUCAGGUACUCCCUCCUGCCGCUCUGCGCCCCCCGACCCCGGCCGGCGCACCCAUCAUGAACCUCAUCCGUCCCGCACAGAUGCCCGCCAUGCUGCCCAACGCCACCCCGACGCUGGUGCCCCCGGCACCUGACGCAGGCAUCAUCUACGCCACGCCCUACGACUACCCGUACGCCCUGGCGGCGCCCACCUCUCUCCUGGAGUACCCCAUCGAGCACGGAGGCGUCCUAGGUAAGCGGGCGUGGGGGCUCGGUGCUUCAGGCUUUGGCGGGCAUCAGGACGGCACCGCCGCAACGUUUUACGGGGGCAGCUUGGACAUGGCGAUGCCAAGCCCUGCCCAGGACUUAGUCCAAGGUGCAAUGGCUACUAAAGUGCGGAGACAUGACUCACGGGUCCAUCCUUACCAAAGGAUAGUGACCGCAGACAGAGCCGCCACCGGCAACUAACAAAUGACCUCUGAACUCUUCACCCAAUGAUGAGCCGCCCCAAGCCUGCCUGCUGAUCAGAUUAACUGGUAAUUGCCUUUUGCUAGCCUGUUGGACGCUGAGAAAACGAGAGGCACCUGUGACCCUAACACACAAAACCAACACAAGAAAUCAAAAUGCCUACAAAACCGACAAAGUUGUGUGAUGACUUUUCUUUUUUUUCUUUUAUAUUAUUUUCCCUUUUCUCCAAUGUCAGGCAUUUUCUUUAUUGACUUGUAACAACACUUUUUUUUUUUUUUGGGUGUCCCCUCCCCUCUUGCUUGUUUCUUUCUUUUUUUCUUUCUAUUCAGUCCCUGAAUUUCAUUUAGUUGGGUUAUUUGAUCAAUUUUUUGGUAGCCAAAAAAAAAAAAAAAAAAAUCUGCACUGAGUUAAUAAUAAGCAAUAAAAAAAAAAAAUCAUCAUUAUUAUUAUUAUUAUUAUUAUUUUUUAUUAUUAUUAUUUUCUCCCUGUGAUUUAUAUUACAUCCCCUACUAUAAUUUCACUAAUUUGGAACGAUCCGGGACGCAGAUCCGGAAAAGCUGCACAUGUCAAGUAAAAAAAAAUUUCAAAAAAUAAAAUAGCUAGUUAAAAAGGAAGAAGGAAAGAAACCCACUCACACAAACAAACAAACGUGUUCUGUGUCAUUGUCGUGUGUAGCAAUGUGUUUUAUUUUCUGUUGUUCAUUUUAUUUCCUUUCUCUUUCAUCUGUUACUAGUUUCACAAUGCUGACACAUUCUGGGUGCGCCUCUCUAGCUGACACUGAGUGCAUGGCUAAAAUGAUGGACUGCUUCUUGUGGGGGGAAAAACCUGCCCUUUUUUAUUUUAUUUUUUUUUGGUGUGUGUGUGUGUGUGUGAAUAGCAGUAAGAAGCGGUAAUCGUAGCUGCAGUACCGGGUGCCGUCUCAGCCGCGUGGCAGAUUCGGGGGGGUUUUUACAAGAGUUUUCUCAGUACUCUUAAAUCUAGGAUGUUUCUGUGGCUGCGGUGAUUUUGGGCAGGAAGAGUUUGGUUACACUCGCCUACGCCACCCCAGACCACCCCCCCAGCCUCGAAAAAUACAGUGCCUGAAGUUUCUAGAUUUUUUUUGAAUGAGCUGUGAGACAAAAGAUUAAUAAAAACAAGUAUUACGUGUGUGUGUUUAGCCAAAGGGUUACAAUAUGAUCAAAUUACGUGUGUAAGAUCUCAAUUUUUUUUUAUUUUAUUUUAUUUUUUUUUAGUCUAGAUUACAGAAAGUUGUGUGAUGUGCCUGUGUACGUUUGACAUCGGGUCAAAACGCAUGAAUACGACAAGAAAUCCCUCAGCCACUGUGCUUUAGUCUCGCCGAACUCGAACAAACUCCAGAAACACUACGAAUCAUCUCCAAGAAUUAGACGAGAAAAGAGGAUUCUGUACAUACCUGCGUUUUAUAGAUUAUACAUAUUAAUUACUUUAUUUUUCCUUCUUUUUUUUCUUUUCCCCAUUUCUGAUUAAAUAUGAAACUAAGAUUUGGGGCAUCAUGAUUUUUUUUAUUUUUUAUUUUAAUUAAAUAAAGUAAAAUUGGGGAGUCAUGAUUUUAUUUUUAUUUAUUUUUUUCCUUUUUAAUUAAACAAUAAACUAAAAUUGGGGCAUCAUGAUUUUUUUUUGUUUGUUUCUUUUAAUUUCUAAUUAAAUAAUAAACUAAAAUUAGGGCAUCAUGAAUUUUUUUUUUCUUUCAUUUCUAAUUAAAUAUGAAACUAAAAUUGGGGAGUCAUGAUUUAUUUUUUAUUUCUUUUUUUUUAAAUUUUUUAUUGAAUAUUGAACUAAAAUUGGGGAGUCAAGAAUUUUUUUUUUUUUUUUUUUUUAAUAUUAAAUAUGAAACUAAAAUUGGGGAGUCAUGAUUUUUUUAUUAUUAUUUCUAAUUAAAUAAUAAACUAAAAUUAGGGCGUCAUGAAUUUUAUUUUUUUAAACAUUUAGUUCUCACUUAAUGGGAUGGAUCUCGAUUGAAUUUCUUUCGGUUGAUUAAAAAACAAAAAAGGAGAACAAAAAAAAAAGAAACCUACGCUCAUCCACAAUGUGUCCCGCACUUUUUAUUUUAAUUUUUUUUUUUAUUAUUAUUUCUUUUUAUUUUAUUUUUUCCAGAAGACACCAGUCCAUUAGUUCAGCUACAGAACCCAUCCAGAGUUGAACUCUUUCUCUCAAGAAAAAAAAAAAAAAAUAUAUAUAUAUAUAGGAUGUGAAAGCCAUGUCUGCCUGUUCAAAUUGCUUUAUACAUACAUGACGAUAUAUAAAUAUAUAUAUAUAUAUUAAAAAAAAGUGUAUACAAAUGUAGAUAAUGUCAUUGCAUUAUUAUUAUUAUUAAAAUGCUGAAACGAUCAAAAAUUAGAUACUUUUACAGGGUGCUGGAGAAGAAAUAUAUUUUUGGCAAUUUUAGCUUUUUAUACUUAACUUGCAGUUACAAAAUGUACAAAAAAUGAAGAAAAAAAAAAUAACCCAGGAAUGAGGGAAGGAAAAAGAUUUUGCUUAUUGGCGAUGAAAACCAAGAACCUUUUGGGAGUAUAUUUCCAGUUCUAAGCAUUAAAGAGGGAAGUCAUUUGUAAAAGGGGGGAAAAAAGUGCCUUAUUGAUAGUUUUUUGGGUUUUUUUUUUUUGUUUUGGUUUGUUUCGUUUUUUUUUUUUGCUUGUUUUGUUGUUUUUUCUUUCUUUUCUCCGAGUUACAUUGUGUUGAGUAAGAUCGUGCGAAAGCUAAUAACGAUAAAGGAAGCGUGAUAAAGUGUAGAGUUCGAUCGUCGCCCGGCUUGUGCCACUCAAAUCUACUCUAUGCAACAACAACAACAAAAAAAAACAAAAAGACAAAAAGAAAAGAAAGAAAAAAGUGAAAAAGAAUAGCAGUCAUUCGACCAGCUAACUAUGUGCCAUGAUUUCGUCUUCCCGAGAUUAGGUUAACGUCUCUCUCUCUCUCUCUCUCUCUCUCUCUCUCUCUCUCUCCUCCCUUUUUGCCAUUUGAACAAACAGAUUUCUUUCAUUUAUUCCAAUCUGUCUGUAUUGUUACUGUUUGAAGCAAGCUGCCAUUGAACCCCCCCCCCCCAAAUCUUCUCCUUUUCUAUGAGAUUUAAAUAAAAAAGAUAAGAGCACCGAGCUCAGUUCAGAACUUGGAGCAGAACAUCAGCAUUUAGACACUUAACCAAGUUUAAUUGCAGUAUUUUUUUUUUUUUUUAAAAAAAGAUCCAUUAUUUGUUUAAAAAUAAUAAUAAUAAUAAAAAAUUAAGAGAUCUGUAUAUGGCAGCCUGCUUCACUGUCCAGCUGUUACACAGAGAAAGGUCAAUUUAUUUUUUAUUUUUUAUUUUUUUUUUCCCUCUUCAGUGUUAGAUUCUUUCUCUCUCUCUCUCUCUCUCUUUUUUUUUUUUUUUUUCUUCUUCUGUAAUGAAAUGCAAUAUCAGCCUGGAGGUUUGAGAAGACAGCCCUGAUUUAAGAAGCAGUAUUACGUUGAAAUGCCCUCCGCGAUGUUACUACAUGCUGUCGGUCAUUGUUUUUAAGGUCGAUUUAAAGUCCAUCAGGUUUAUAUAGAGAAAUCUCUUGUAUUCUCUCCUUGCCUGCCUAAUACAUGUAUAAUAAUGUAAUUUACAAUCAUUGUUACAGGUUUCUAAUGUAUUUUUCUAACUAUCAUUUUAUAUGUAUAUUAUAAAAUCACUCUUCUGCCUGUUUUUUGUUUUAAUUUUUUUUUUGAUGCCCACUACAAAAAAUUUUUUUUAUUAUUUUAUUUUAUUUUUUUAAAACUCACCUCUUUUUUGCUGUCUUACUCAGAAACCCAAGUCUCUCUUGUCGGGAGCGUCACCUUUCCGACAAAUGAUAUUUAAUUUCCUUUGCUGAUCUUUAGCUUGUUUAACUCAUUAGCCAACUAUAUUAGUUUUCCUUGUCGAGAUUUUGACAUGCCUGCAUUUAGUUUUCAUGGUGUAUGCUGUUAUUUUCUUAUUAACCCCUCUUUGCCAUUUAUUUUAAUAAAAUAUUCUUAGUAAGAAUUUUA
This is a messenger RNA of Hemibagrus wyckioides, 5442 nucleotides long. RefSeq names its product QKI, KH domain containing, RNA binding a (gene qkia). The transcript has 8 exons. Gene Ontology annotation, cellular component: nucleus. NCBI's taxonomy places the organism in Eukaryota, Metazoa, Chordata, Actinopteri, Siluriformes, Bagridae. Gene Ontology annotation, molecular function: mRNA binding. Gene Ontology annotation, biological process: regulation of mRNA splicing, via spliceosome. The coding region runs from base 295 to 1449 and encodes 384 amino acids. The record is from RefSeq and is a predicted model, not a curated record.